AUGAUUACUACUCGUGCCCUGCGGGAAGCACGUGCUGCUGCAUAUAUCAGUAUGGUGACUAUUGCUUUGGAUGGGGUUGCUGCCCUUUGGAGUCUGCAACCUGCUGCGAUGACCAUUACAGCUGCUGCCCCCAUGAGUAUCCCGUCUGUGACCCUGAAGCUGGAACCUGCCGAGUGCAAGAACAAUCCAUUUGGUGUCAAGGCAUUGACUCGUGCGCCUGCUAGAAUCACUCAGUCUCACCAUGUUGGUGGUGAGAGGCGAGCUGGUAGGAGGUUCAACCCUGUUUGA
Molecule: messenger RNA, 288 nt
Organism: Dovyalis caffra
Lineage: Eukaryota; Viridiplantae; Streptophyta; Magnoliopsida; Malpighiales; Salicaceae
Source: the annotation of a GenBank genome assembly